This is a messenger RNA of Oncorhynchus tshawytscha (Chinook salmon), 4575 nucleotides long. RefSeq names its product muscleblind-like protein 1. Lineage: Eukaryota; Metazoa; Chordata; Actinopteri; Salmoniformes; Salmonidae. The record is from RefSeq and is a predicted model, not a curated record. Gene Ontology annotation, molecular function: metal ion binding.
GAAAGAGAGAGAGUGGGACAGAAGCACUGUGAUGCAAGCGUGAGGUUUUCACUUUCCAUUCUCCUCUCAGCAGCAGUCGGAGAAGUCCACGCUGAGGCACAACAGAAGUGCCUUGCCUGAAGCCUGUAGCUGUGUGGACCUUCUAGACCACACCAGGAGCCCAAGGACUGCCAUCCCUGCCAGCUGAACCUUCUGAUCCCUGGUCCCGGGUGGUGCCCCCAUCCUUACCCAUAAUCCUUGCCUGCCAGCUGAACCUUCUGAUCCCUGGUCCCUGGUGGUGCCCCCAUCCUACCCAUAAUCCCUGCCAGCUGAACCUUCUGAUCCCUGGUCCCUGGUGGUGCCCCCAUCCUACCCAUAAUCCUUUCCUGCCACGUCUACCACCUCUCUGGAACUGUCUCGGCUCCCUUGUAGCCUGACUGUGACAACACAUAGGAUUUUCUUCCUUCUGUGUGGGUGAGAGGGGACUGUCCUCCCGCUGUCCCUCCCUCCACUCCGCCCCCUGCUACCUGCUCCCUCGGCACAACAUGGGCCAACCCGAUCAAUAAUGUGUUUCGCCAUCCAUCUCGCCUGACAGUUCAGCUGAGGAAAGUGAGAGAGAGAGGAGUACAGAAGUUGGAACCGCCUGUACAAAGCAAGCUUUCGUCAGUGCCACCAGCCCAGUGUCAGGCACUGGAGGAAUCUCAUCAGCCCCAGUAACAGGUUCAUAGGAUGGGCAAUAGAUCCUAGCAGAGGUCCUGGCUCACAUCCAAAAACAGGCCUCGGAUAGAAAACACCUUCUGAUUGGCUUGUUUCAUUUUGAUUUCUCUCAGUGACAUUAGAAACAAACUUUCAUCACACAUUCUGAGACAUCACAUUCUGCCUGGAUAUCCGUUGCUCUUAAUCGGCUACUUCUGCCUGGUUCAAAAUGGCGGUAAACCUGACACCUAUUCGGGACACAAAAUGGCUGACUCUGGAGGUGUGUCGUGAGUUCCAAAGAGGGACGUGCUCACGACCAGACAGCGAGUGUAAGUUUGCCCACCCUGCCAAGAGCUGUCAGGUGGAGAAUGGACGAGUCAUCGCCUGCUUUGACUCCCUCAAGGGUCGUUGUUCCAGGGAGAACUGUAAGUACCUACACCCUCCUCCCCACCUGAAGACCCAGCUGGAGAUCAACGGCAGGAACAACCUGAUCCAACAGAAGAACAUGGCCAUGCUGGCACAGCAGAUGCAGCUGGCCAACGCCAUGAUGCCCAGCACACAGCUACAGCCUACAUGUAUGCCGGUCCCCAUGUUCUCUGUGACGCCCAGCCUUGCCUCUAAUGCCAGUGCUGCCGCGGCCGCUGCGUUUAACCCUUACCUGGGCCCGGUGUCGCCCGGCCUGAUGCCCACUGAGAUCAUGUCCAGCGCCCCGGUCCUGGUGACCAGUAACCCCAACGUCUCCAUGCCCUCUGCUGCUGCUGCUGCCGCUGCACAGAAACUCAUGAGGACAGACAGACUGGAGGUGUGUCGGGAGUACCAAAGAGGUAACUGUACGGGGGAGAAUGACUGUCGCUUCGCCCACCCCUCAGACAGCACCAUGAUAGACACCAACGACAACACCGUGACCGUGUGUAUGGACUACAUAAAGGGUCGCUGCUCCAGGGAGAAGUGUAAAUACUUCCACCCUCCAGCCCACCUGCAGGCCAAGAUAAAGGCUGGCCAACACCAGGUCAACCAGGCUGCUGCCGCAGCAGCCAUGGGGCUCUCACCUGUUUUACCUCCAUUACCAAAGAGACCCACACUUGAAAAAGCCAACGGUGCCACUGCCAUGUUCAACGCCGCCAACAUGUUCCAGUACCAACAGGCCCUGGCCAACAUGCAGUUUCAGCAGCAGUUUAUCCCAUCAGGCUCGAUAUUGUGCAUGACACCUGCAACAAGUGUUGUACCCAUGAUGCACGGUGCUACGCCCGCCACUGUGUCUGCAGCCAACUCCUCUGCCACAAGUGUUCCCUUUGCAACCGCAACAGCCAAUCAGAUUCCAAUAAUAUCUACAGAUCAUCUUACGAGUCACAAGUAUGUGACUCAGAUGUAGAAGUCUCUACCAGAACAAUGAAACUGGAGUGUGAUGGUGUUCCAUCCGUCCCAGACAACAGUUCACCCAUCAUGCUUGUAACCACAGAAAUAGAAUCUUUAGAAUAGAUUCUAUGUCUAUGCCUGUAACAUCCAGAACACCAGGAGACUCCAACCACCUGUAAACUGUAGUGGUUCUGACAUGCAUGCUACUCAAAGAGAUCUAGUUUGUCAUAAGGUGGUGAACAUGUGUAUUCUACACACACCAUACGGACAACAGCACCUCCUACACAGAGAGGAACUAUGUCAUCUACAGAACAUUACAGCCAGCCUUUAUGUCUGUGGAGGCGUCAUCCAUUAAAACACCGGACACACUUUGAAUGUCAACAUGAGGAGAUAGUCACGCCCACUAGUUUGGUAUGUCAGCAGACCAAGACUCUCUUUUAUGUUAUUUUCAGUUUGUUUUUCUUUAAUUUAUAUUAUUUUUUCAUGGUUUACACAAAACACCUUGUAUUUUAAGCAAGAAGGGGAAAUGACGAGGAAUUGUAACUAAUUGCCAUAUUAGACUGAAAGAAUUGUGCAUGGCUUGUUUGUAGAUGAUUUGGUUCUUUACAAGACCAACUUGGUUGAAAUGGGUUAGUGGGCUUGGUGCCAUAAGGACAGCUGAAUGUUGUGGGUUUAGUAUACCUUUGUGUUUUAAAACCCAUCCCAGCUUUAGUAGAUAUGUUGCAAGCUCCACUUAAAGUGCCACAGUCUAUGUAUGUAUAUCCCAAAAACAUUGAGUGUUAUGGGGUCAUUAUAGCCGUGUUACAGUGUUACCCUGGGGAACGCCUUCCAAGUCUCUAAUGUCUCUAGUGUCCUUGUUCCGUGAACGUUUGUCUACAGUUUGACGUCAUUAACAGAUGAACCAUUCAUGGUCUUUGCCUCUUGGGUACGCAGUUACCCACCGUAGUUUGUUUGGGUUACCUCUGGUCUUCUGUUGGUUUUCUUUUCAUUUGCCUUGACCUUAGAUUCCACGGUGUGAGUCAGACAGAGAAGGGGUAUUGGUUCUGUUAGGACACAGUCCUCUCUGGGUAUAAAGUAUAAUGACUAGUUGGUUCUGUUAUGACCUGGUCCUCUCUGUCUAUGGGUAUAAAGUAUAUAGACUCUAGUUGGUUCUGUUAGGACCUGGUCCUCUCUGUCUCUGGGUAUAAAGUCUAUAGACUCUAGUUGGUUCUGUUAGGACCUGGUCCUCUCUGUCUCUGGGUAUAAAGUCUAUAGACUCUAGUUGGUUCUGUUAGGACCCAGUCCUCUUUGUAUCUGAGUAUAAAGUCUAUAACCUUUACUUGGUUCUGUCAGGAGCCAGUCCUCUCUGUCUUUGGGUAUAAAGUCUAUAGACUCUAGUUGGUUCUGUUAGGACCUGGUCCUCUCUGUCUCUGGGUAUAAAGUCUAUAGACUCUAGUUGGUUCUGUUAGGACCUGGUCCUCUCUGUCUCUAGGUAUAAAGUCUAUAGACUCUAGUUGGUCCUGUUAGGACCCAGUACUCUCUGAGUAUAAAGUCUAUAGAGUCUAGUUGGUUCUGUUAGGACCCAGUCCUCUCUGGGUAUAAAGUCUAUAGACUCUAGUUGGUUCUGUUAGGACCUGGUCCUCUUUGUCUCUGAGUAUAAAGUCUAUAGACUCUAGUUGGCUCUGUUAGGACCUGGUCCUCUCUGGGUAUAAAGUAUAUAGACUCUAGUUGGUUCUGUUAGGACCUGGUCCUCUCUGUCUCUGGGCAUAACGUCUAUAGACUCUAGUUGGUUAUGUUAGGCCCUGGUCCUCUCUGUCUCUUGGUAUAAAGUAUAUAGACUCUAGUUGGUGCUGUUAGGACCUGGUCCUCUCUGUCUCUGGGUAUAACAUCUAUAGACUCUAGUUGGUUCUGUUAGGCCCUGGUCCUCUCUGGGUAUAAAGUCUAUAGACUCUAGUUGGUUCUUUUAGGACCUGGUCCUCUCUGAGUAUAAAGUCUAUAGACUCUAAGUUGGUUAUGUUAGGACCUGGUCCUCUCUAGGUAUAAAGUCUAUAGACUCUAGUUGGUCCUGUUAGGACCCAGUACUCUCUGAGUAUAAAGUCUAUAGACUCUAGUUGGUUCUGUUAGGACCUGGUCCUCUCUGGGUAUGAAGUCUAUAGACUCUAGUUGGUUCUGUUAGGACCUGGUCCUCUCUGUCUCUGGGUAUAAAGUCUAUAGACUCUAGUUGGUUCUGUUAGGCCCCAGUCCUCUUUGUCUCUGAGUAUAAAGUCUAUAGACUCUAGUUGGUUCUGUUAGGACCUGGUCCUCUCUGUCUCUGGGUAUAAAGUCUAUAGACUCUAGUUGGUUCUGUUAGGACCCAGUCCUCUCUGGGUAUAAAGGCUAUAGACUCUAGUUGGUUCUGUUAGGACCCUGUCCUCUCUGUCUCUGGAUAUGAAGUCUAUAGACUCUAUUUGGUUCUGUUAGGACCUGGUCCUCUCUGUCUCUGGGUAUAAAGGCUAUAGACUCUUGUUGGUUCUGUUAGGACCCAGUCCUCUCUGGGUAUAAAGGCUAUAGACUCUAGUUGGUUCU